AUGUCCUCUCUUUACACACAAUACCACCCCUCCCAGUUGCUGGACGAGUCUCUGAAGGGCCGGAUGCAUGACCCCCGCAACAACUCUGCCAGCAAUCUUCAACAGCAAUUCCAUCCCAACACACCUGCUGAGUCUCACCAUCUCUCACCCUUCUCGUCAACCACUCAGACCCAAAGCAGCUCGGCUUCGCCUGCCUUCAACGGGGCAACUCCAGACGAGUCGGACUCAACACUUAGUCUCCACUAUCAGUCCAGUGACAUCGGCGACGACGAUCCCUUUUUCGGCGUAGACUUCAGCAACGCCGACGUCGGUACGCCCUCAUUCCUGAGCAACGAACACUCGCCAGCAGACUAUGCUGGCGAUCCAUUCUCUCAAUCAGAUGUCCCGCAGAACCCCGCCAAUGUUGAUGCCCAGACUUAUCCUCUGAGCCCCAGCCAGACUGCUUCCAUCCAUACUUCGUCGCCGCCAACUGAAGGCAAAGAUUCGAGGGGCACGUUUCCGAACGUUCUUCCUCAGUCUAUCUCCCCUCAAGAAUUGACAAAGGCCCCAAAGCAAGACUGCAUACCGCUCAAGCUACAGACUACCUCUAUCACACCCGAUACGUCUGGAAGCAAUCCAUCAAGUGACGAGGGUCUCGUGCCGCCGGCCUCGGCCGCAGCUAUGCGGAGCCCUCGCCUUACAGUGUCGAUGUGGGGGGAUGCUGCUGGGCCUAUCGAGGAAAUCGCUCCCGCCUUUCACUCGGAUGGUGGCAGCCCGACCACUGUUCGAGCUGGUUAUAGCCUCGACAACAGUACAGUCCCUUCAGAUGUUCAGGGCUAUGCACAGGGCCACGCUGCCCGAGAUGCAGACGGCCAGUGGAAGCGGCAUGCAGCCAGUGGCCCUCGAGGGCUUGAUCCGGCCAGUCGUCCCACAAGAGAGGUGGCCAGCGCCAAUGAACUAGAUGCAAAUCGCAAAUCUCAAGAGCGAAACCAGGACGUCACCGAUUGGCUAUCCCGCUCUGAGGAAGCAGAAAUGCCCCAAGAUGAAAGCUUUGUGCAAAGUGAAGGGCAGCCUAAGGCCGAAGGCGUCCCUGACCGGGAAAUUGCAACGGGCGACCAGACUGAAAAUGUGCCUCAGCCAGGACGGACUUACUAUCUUGAGCAAGGCGGUCAACUGACUGAGGAGGAUAUGGAGAUCAUGCGUGGAGCCUGCAGUUGGACUGAUUCACCGACUCUGUUCCACAUCCAACGCCCGGACACGGCUCGUCGCCAGCCGCAGACUGCUGCCGAGGCAAUGAGAAGAUUUGAGAAGAUGUGCCGUGAUAACGACUCUAUCUUGUCAAGAGCUGCAACAUGGGGCACUCGGCGUCGCAGCCUUCCAAGUAUCCCUGAUUAUGAAGGGAUCACGAGCGGUAACUUUCUCAAGAAGCUGUCCAUCAGUCGUAAUGACGCACCGCGGCGACCAAGCGUCUUGCAGGGGAUACGUUCUCUUAUGCGCAAGCCAAGCGUCAGUCAGUUGCGCAAGCGUCGAGCAGGUGUCGAGGAGGAUGAGAGCUCCAGCGGUCCCGACUCGGCUGGCGAGCGUCGUGAAAGCAAAGACAGCCUCGCCCCUCCAGGUCACACCACGAGCUGGAGCAAGAAGCAACAACCGCCGAGUAUCAAUACGGCAUUGUUGUCCAUGAGCCAGCAAGUGGCAUCCAUUGGCACGACACACGCACGCAAUGGGUCGAUCAGUACUACUCCGCCGGUGACUUCUCCUCCAGUCACAUCUCCAAAGAGCCCGUUCUUGAGAGUUGCAAACAUCCGGCGCCCGCGAAGCAAGUCGGAUCUACCCACCAGUCAUUCCAACCUGGUUGACAUGUGGAAGAAAUCAGGCGGGCCUCCAGUUGCUCAAUUGGCAAAGACAAGCACUAUGCCUGAGGUAGACGAUGACGAUGAUGAGGAUGAGGAUGGCUUUGAUGAUUCAGAGAUGAAGUCUGAGUCUAUCGAGCUGAUUGACGAUAUCACCCCAAACCUGGAAGGGUUCCGCCAACACAUUCUUAAGUGCAACCCAAGGCUCAAGGACAUGAACAAAUUUCUCGUGGAGCGAAUCAUGUACCAACAGCAGCAGCGGUAUAAGCUCUUGUGCGGGGCCCGUGUCAAGCAUCUUGGGCAUGUUCAGAACAAGACCUGCCCCUGUGGUCCCUCCUUGUGCAUCGACCUGGGAGGCUCUGCUAAUCGGCUUGUCAAUAAGAACGAGACUCGCGGCAUCGAUCCAUUGGAUGGCUCUGAUGACGACAACUCUCCGCUGGAUGGCGCUAUUGCUCAAGAGAGCUUCCCAGCAAACAUCCCCAUGCCGCCGACCGCGGCGCUGCCUGCUGAAUUCGAGUGCCAACUGUGCUUCCAAGCAAAGAAGUUCCAGAAGCCGUCGGACUGGACCAAGCACGUCCACGAAGACGUGCAGCCUUUCACUUGCACCUGGGAGAAGUGCCGAGAAAAUAAGAUCUUCAAGCGCAAGGCCGACUGGGUGCGCCACGAGAACGAAGGGCAUCGGCAUCUCGAAUGGUGGACUUGUGACGUUGAGGACUGUCGGCAUGUCUGCUACCGACGCGACAAUUUCCUCCAGCACCUCGUCCGUGAGCACAAGUUCCCGGAGCCCAAGGUCAAGACGAAGGCAGCGAUCAAGCGUGCUGGCGGGAAUGACCCAACCUGGAUCAAGGUUGAGAGUUGCCACCAGGAGACCAGGACGUUGCCCCAGGAAGAGGCCUGCCGCUUCUGUGGCAGUACCUUUACUACCUGGAAGAAGUUGACUGUGCAUCUGGCCAAGCACAUGGAACAGCUCAGCCUGCCAAUACUCCGGCUUGUCUCCCGUAAGGAGCUUGAUGCAGACACCCUCAUCAGCCCAGUCCAGGAACCGCCACCACGCAACUUCAUGGUGACUCCCGUCAAGACGGAGCCGCCUCCUUUCCCAAGCACCAGUCCUUCGGCGUUCGCCCAACCAAUCAACAAUGCCAUGCACCAACCCUACCACGGCGCGCCCAACGCCAAUUACAUGUUUCCUGUGCAACAGCCGAUCGCCUAUACCCAGCCCUUCUACCCUAACCAAUUCGAUGGUCUCCCGCAUACUAUGCCGAACAUCGACACAUCUAUGGGCGCUGGCCACCCUGUGAACCCGGGCUUCCCCGAUCAGCAAGCCUUCGCUGGCAUGACGGGUAUCCCAGUUACCACUGGUUCCUACAUGGGCGGUGAUGCCUCGCGCUAUAUGCCCAUGGCACCCAAUGUUGAACCAUUCCCGGAGAUGCCCAUGAACAACGCCCUUGGGCUCCAGAAUCCGUCUCACCAGAUGCAAUACAACAACAUGAUGGAUCCGGGCGGUGCUGGUUUGGACCAGCACUAUAUGGCUCAGACCGGCUCAACCUCCCCUUUCUCUCAUCAUUCUCACUCUCCCCAUCAAGGUCAAGGCGGUUCGCAAUUCUACUCACAAUAA
Molecule: messenger RNA, 3444 nt
Organism: Thyridium curvatum
Lineage: Eukaryota; Fungi; Ascomycota; Sordariomycetes; Thyridiales; Thyridiaceae
Exons: 1
Coding region: 1-3444 (1147 amino acids)
Source: RefSeq, a predicted model, not a curated record